AUGUACAGCGUGCGCUGCAAGAAGAAGACGGCCGAGGCGCGCACACCCCGGCGCCCGGCUCCCUCUGGAGGUAAAAUGCACACUUGCUGCCCCCCAGUAACUUUGGAACAGGACCUUCACAGAAAAAUGCAUAGCUGGAUGCUGCAGACUCUAGCAUUUGCUGUAACAUCUCUCGUCCUUUCGUGUGCAGAAACCAUCGAUUAUUAUGGGGAAAUCUGUGACAAUGCAUGUCCUUGUGAGGAAAAGGACGGCAUUUUAACCGUGAGCUGUGAGAACCGAGGGAUCAUCAGCCUCUCUGAAAUCAGCCCUCCCCGUUUCCCAAUCUAUCAUCUCCUCUUGUCUGGAAACCUUUUGAACCGACUCUAUCCCAAUGAGUUUGUCAAUUAUACGGGGGCUUCGAUUUUGCACCUGGGUAGCAAUGUAAUCCAAGACAUUGAGACGGGGGCUUUCCAUGGGCUGCGGGGUUUAAGGAGGUUGCAUCUGAACAAUAAUAAACUGGAACUUCUGCGCGAUGAUACCUUCCUUGGCUUGGAGAAUCUGGAAUACCUACAGGUCGAUUACAAUUACAUCAGUGUCAUUGAACCCAAUGCUUUUGGGAAACUGCAUUUGUUGCAGGUGCUUAUCCUCAAUGACAAUCUCUUGUCAGGUUUACCCAAUAACCUCUUCCGUUUUGUGCCCUUAACGCACUUGGACCUGCGGGGAAACCGACUGAAACUUCUGCCCUACGUGGGCCUGUUGCAGCACAUGGAUAAAGUGGUGGAGUUACAGCUGGAGGAAAACCCCUGGAAUUGCUCUUGCGAGCUGAUCUCUCUCAAGGAUUGGCUGGACAGCAUCUCUUACUCCGCCCUGGUCGGGGAUGUGGUUUGUGAGACUCCCUUCCGCUUACAUGGCCGGGACUUGGACGAGGUAUCCAAGCAGGAACUUUGCCCGAGGAAACUUAUUUCAGACUAUGAGAUGAGGCCACAGACGCCUUUGAGCACCACGGGGUACUCCCACACCACCCCAGCCUCGGUGAAUUCCGUGGCUACUUCUUCCUCUGCUGUUUACAAACCCCCCUUGAAACCUCCCAAGGGGACCCGCCAACCCAACAAGCCCAGAGUGCGCCCCACCUCUAGGCAGCCCUCUAAGGACUUGGGCUACAGCAACUAUGGCCCCAGCAUCGCCUACCAGACCAAAUCCCCGGUGCCUUUGGAGUGUCCCACCGCGUGCACUUGCAACCUGCAGAUCUCCGACCUGGGCCUGAACGUCAACUGCCAGGAGCGCAAGAUCGAAAGCAUUGCCGAGCUGCAGCCCAAACCCUACAACCCCAAGAAGAUGUAUCUGACGGAGAACUACAUCGCCGUGGUGCGCAGGGCCGACUUCCUGGAGGCUAUGGGGCUGGACCUCCUGCACCUGGGUAACAACCGGAUCUCCACCAUCCAGGAUCGAGCCUUCGGGGAUCUCAGCAACUUGAGACGCCUUUACCUGAAUGGCAACCGGAUCGAGCGGCUGAGCCCAGAGUUGUUCUAUGGCCUGCAGAGCCUGCAGUAUCUCUUCCUGCAGUACAACCUCAUCCGCGAGAUCCAGUCUGGAACGUUCGAUCCGGUCCCCAACCUCCAGCUGCUAUUCCUCAACAACAACCUGCUGCAGGCCAUGCCGUCGGGGGUCUUCUCGGGCCUCACCCUGCUCCGGCUGAACCUGAGGAGCAACCACUUCACCUCUCUGCCGGUCAGCGGCGUCUUGGACCAGCUGAAGGCGCUCAUCCAAAUCGACCUGCACGACAACCCGUGGGAGUGUACGUGCGAGGUGGUGGGCAUGAAGCUGUGGGUGGAACAGCUCAAGGCGGGCGUCCUGGUGGACGAGGUGAUCUGCAAGGCGCCCAAGAAGUUCGCCGACACCGACAUGCGCGCCCUCAAGUCUGAGCUGCUGUGCCCGGACUACUCGGACGUGGUGGUGUCCACACCCACGCCCUCGUCCAUCCAGCUCCCCGCCAGGACCAGCGUGGGGACCCCCGCGGUGCGCCUGAACGGCACGGGCGCCCCCGCGGGCUUGGGGGCGGGCGGCGGCCGGGCGUCGUCGGUGCCCUUGUCGGUGUUGAUCCUCAGCCUGCUGCUGGUGUUCAUCAUGUCGGUCUUCGUGGCCGCCGGCCUCUUCGUGCUGGUCAUGAAGCGCAGGAAGAAGAGCCAGAGCGACCACACCAGCACCAACAACUCGGACGUGAGUUCCUUCAACAUGCAGUACAGCGUGUACGGCCCGGGCGGCGGAGGCGUCGGCGGCGGGGGCGGCGGGAGUGGGGGCGGCGGCGCGGGGGGUCACCCGCACGCCCACGUGCACCACCGCGGGCCCGCGCUGCCCAAGGUGAAGACGCCCGCGGGCCACGUGUACGAAUACAUCCCCCACCCCCUGGGCCACAUGUGCAAAAACCCCAUCUACCGGUCGCGGGAAGGCAACUCGGUGGAGGAUUACAAAGACCUGCACGAGCUCAAGGUCACCUACAGCAGCAACCACCACCUGCAGCAGCCGCCGCCGCCGCCGCCGCCGCUGCAACCCCAGCCGCCGCCGCCGCCGCCGCUGCAGCUGCAGCCCGGGGACGACGAGCGGCGGGAAAGCCACCACCUGCGGAGCCCCGCCUACAGCGUCAGCACCAUCGAGCCCCGGGACGAGCUGCUGGCGCCCGUGCCGGACGCGGACCGCUUCUACAGGGGCAUUUUAGAGCCCGACAAGCACUGCUCCAGCACCCCUGCUGGCAACAGCCUCCCGGAGUACCCCAAAUUCCCCUGCAGCCCUGCUGCUUACACUUUCUCCCCCAACUAUGACCUGAGACGCCCCCAUCAGUAUUUGCACCCGGGGGCCGGGGACAGCAGGCUGCGAGAACCGGUGCUCUACAGCCCCCCGAGCGCUGUCUUUGUAGAACCCAAUCGGAACGAGUAUCUGGAGUUAAAAGCUAAACUAAACGUUGAGCCGGACUACCUCGAAGUGCUGGAAAAACAGACCACAUUCAGUCAAUUCUAA
This is a messenger RNA of Dipodomys spectabilis (banner-tailed kangaroo rat), 2991 nucleotides long. RefSeq names its product SLIT and NTRK like family member 5 (gene Slitrk5). Gene Ontology annotation, biological process: axonogenesis; positive regulation of synapse assembly; regulation of presynapse assembly. The transcript has 2 exons. Gene Ontology annotation, molecular function: protein binding. Lineage: Eukaryota; Metazoa; Chordata; Mammalia; Rodentia; Heteromyidae. Gene Ontology annotation, cellular component: membrane. The record is from RefSeq and is a predicted model, not a curated record. Bases 1 to 2991 code for a protein of 996 amino acids.